This is a messenger RNA of Chelmon rostratus (copperband butterflyfish), 4264 nucleotides long. Its product is annotated as nuclear receptor corepressor 2. The transcript is spliced from 3 exons. NCBI's taxonomy places the organism in Eukaryota, Metazoa, Chordata, Actinopteri, Chaetodontiformes, Chaetodontidae. Gene Ontology annotation, molecular function: protein binding. The record is from RefSeq and is a predicted model, not a curated record. The coding region runs from base 134 to 2878 and encodes 914 amino acids.
GGAUCUCCAGGACCCCCCAAGGUUAAAGAUGAUGAAAAGUUAUUUGUAGGCUAACUUUAAAAAGACUUUCCUCUCUACAAAAUGUUCAUUUUUAAUUCUGCUCUCACCUUAAAUCCCCUCCAGGUUUUUUAAAAUGGAAGUGCUCACUCUGCUGCUCAUGCUAUUCACGGUCUCUGGAUAUUCAUACGUUUUGCAGCCCAGAAUGACAGUCACACAUAUAGCUGAGCUGGACAGAGACCACCAGCCUGAGAUGCAGCCAAGAAAUGUUUCACUAUCAGUGGAGGAGAAAGAAAAGGCUGCAGAAUACACUGAGAGAAGGAAAACAGAGGAGGAACAGAGGAGCGAAGGACUGACUCCAGAGACAAACCCAGAAAAGAGGAGGAUGCAAGAAAAAAUCACAGGUUUCACUGGGAAUGUAGGAGAAAUCUUAGACAUCAAUAAAGGAUACGGGAAAGGAAGCGAGGGAAGGCUGAUGCCUCUCGGGGGAGAAACAAAAACAGAGUUCUCUGUAGCCGACGUGGUGAAAGAUUUAGAUAAAGACAAAGGAGGUGAAGUGGAGAGGAGAGAAGAUCUGGAGACGAAUGAGGAGAGCGAGACGGCAGAGGACACAAAAACACUCAGUCAUCAUAAUACAUGGAGACGGGAGAGGGGAAACUUCGAGAAGAGGGAACAGAUGGAUAAACUGAGGCAAGAAAUAGAGGAAGAGGAGAGAGAGAGGAAGCUGGUUGCAGGGAUUAGUCUCCAUGAGGAGAGCAGAGGCGGAGAAACUGUAAAUCAAGAAAGUGUGGAAAGAGAGAAAAGAGAAGAAGAAGGGGAGAAGAUAAAAAAUGCAAACCACGAUGAAAGAGAAAAGGAAGAUCACAUCGUUGUUAGCAAUCUGACGCCUCCUUUAAGCACCUCCUCCAUUCAAUUAGUGCAAGAAGUCAAGAUUCCUGCCACUAUUCAAACUAUCACUCAGCCUCAAAAUGCUCCUAGUUCCCCACCUCCUCCUCAUCAUCAUGAUGUCCCUCCAUCACUCCGUUUUACACCCACACCUCACGCCACAGUCAGUCCUCAGUUCCUCCUUCCCUCCGUCACGCCUCCAAGUCCCAUCUCAGUCUCAACAGCAGCCGGUGGCCAGGUGAGGUCCGUCUCACUGCUUGAAGGUCUCCUCACUGAGGUGUUACAGAGUCCUGGACGUCAUCUCAAGCAGAACGAACUGGAAGUGAAGGCUAGCCCAAGCUUGGAGGAUGUGAUGGUUAAAAAUAUGUUGUUUAAACCUGCAGAGAAGCUCCAAACCACAGGGGAAGUAAGCACUGAACGACCCAAAGAGGCUGAAGUUAUCCCCAAGGUGCGAGCGGCAACGCCAAAACCCAAAGAAGCAAAGUUUAUGACCAAAGAUUCAAAAACUAAAGAGGCAAAUUCUACGCCCAAAUCGAAUGAAAAUAAUCUCACUGCUAAACUGGUCGAGCUCACGCUGGAACCAAACGUAACACAGCCCGCAGAACUGAUGGAAAAUGACACCAUAGCUGUACUGAAGCAAAAUAAAGCAUCUCCUCACCCACAGCUGACCAAACCUCCAGCCAAAACGCAGCUGACACCCGCCAAAACACCUUCAGUGAGGCCAGUAAAAAUCAAUAAAAGUAGUAAAAAUAAGACAAUUAAGACAUCAAAGGAAAAGAAAAGGAAAAAAGACAAUGAAACCAAGAGGCCAUCAGAGAGGAAGAAGGAGGUCACGCCAACAUACUUUCCUUACUUUAUGGACAACUACUGUCCUCCUGAGUGCGCCUGCUAUGGAAGGGUCGUCCAGUGCUCGGACAAAGGUGUGGAUAAGGUUCCUUACGGUAUUCCCUAUAACGCACGCUACAUCCUCCUCAUGAAUAACCACAUCAACACCAUCCAGCUGGACCUGCUCAACGAAUACGUCUCUAUGGAGUUCCUUGUGUUGAGCAACAAUCAGCUCACAGAUGGCGCCAUCGAGGGGGCCUUUGAGGGGAUCCCAGCUCUGAAGCGCCUCUACCUGGACAGGAACCUCCUAGAAAGCGUGCCGACUGACCUUCCACUUUCUCUCGAGGAGAUUCGUUUGGACAAUAACCAGCUGAGCGUGAUGUCUGAGGCAGCGUGGGCCCGCUGCCCCGGCCUCUUGGUUUUGAGCCUCAGCAACAACAGCCUGGGAAAUGGAUCUGACUCUCUUCCCGAUGCAGUGCUCUCUCCUUUGUCCAACCUGCGCACUCUGAACCUGGAUCACAACCAGCUCGCAUCAGUUCCCCUGGGCUUACCACUGUCCGUCAAGGAGCUCUACCUCAAAGGGAACCUCAUUGAGCACUUCCGAGGAGGAGCCUUCAGUGGGAUAUCAGAGCUGGUGGUUUUGGAUCUGAGUGCAAACAGACUGACAAACAAGGGUCUUCUCAAGGAUUCCCUUCUCAAUGCAACACACUUAGAAAGCCUCAACUUAGAAGGGAACAGACUAAAACAAGUGCCACGACACCUUCCCCGCUCACUGAAAACUCUAAAUCUGGAGGGCAACCUCAUUUCUUCCAUAAAGAGAGCGACUCUUUACCUCUUGAAAAACCUGGAGCACCUGGGUUUAGCACGGAAUAACAUCUUCAAAGUGGCACCAGGGGCGUUCAAGGCAUUGCCCGUCCUGCACCAGUUAGACCUGUGCCACAACACCUUGCGCCAGGUGCCCAGACAGCUGCCGCAGGCUCUGCACUCAGUGGCACUCACCCACAACAAGAUUCAAUCAGUGCCCCGCGACGCUUUCUGCUGGGGCAACACAAGUCUGAGUCUCAGCGGGCUCGUACGAGUGCAGCUGGAACACAAUUUAAUUGAUAUGAGGAAGUUGGAUGCACAGGCUUUUAGGUGCUUACGGGGUUUCCAGGUGGUGCACUUCUACUGAUCCUUAAGAGGAAAACAUACAAACACUCAUGCUGCAAUCUGGCAGCACUCCUGAGUUCCUCCCAUACUUAAAGGCCAUCUACCUGCGCCCUCCUCUUGCAUGUAUGUCUGAUGUCACCCAAGUUUCCAGGCAUUGAUGAAGCAUAAUGUCAAAAUAUCUGGGCAGGACGUCGUUCUACCUAAUAAAUCUAAAUACUCUUCCCACCAAAUAAACCUCCCACACUCUGAAAACUAAAUCUUGGCAGGUACGAUUUUUAGAAUACUUACUCCCUGACUUUAUAACCCUCAUCCAUGACCUGUGGUGAAUGCCACUGCUGUGCCAGGAACCAACGGUAAAACUGACCAACGAGUGAAAAAAUAUAUUUAUUGUGUGUGAAAUUCAAUUUUCUGUUGGUAACCCACCCAAGCCUCACACUUUGGCUACUUUUACGACAUCAGUUCUGUUCCCACAGACUGUUCCUCCCAACAUCCCUUGAGGGUUGGAGAACAAUGGAUUCCUGCACAUGCAGCAGGAAUAGUCUAACCACAUUAUCAGCAACUAAAAGUUGCCGUGUGAUUGCCAGACUUCGAUCUAUUACGGAUCUUGCUGGAGGUUUUCCCAAGACCAUUUUCCAAAGCAGAACCAUUUAGAAUAAUUUCCAGCAACAUUUGGUUUCCAUUCAUUGCAGUUGCAUAAAAAUAACUUUGUAGAAACUUGCAUGAGAUAGCAAUUGUAGACACAUUCAUCACCUUUAUCAUCUUUCUAUCUCUAAUCUAUCCCUGAUGGUACAUUUGAAUCAUCAGCUGCUCUAAAGAAUGUAUAUUUCUUUUGACAGGGAAUUAAAUUAAGAGUGCUUAUGAUAAUCAGACAUGGAUAAUAUGAAAAAGAUGAUGCAAAUUAUGCCUCUUUUUUGCAGCGUAAUGAGAAUCUCAGAUGGGUUUUUGGCUCAGGGUUUUCUCUGCUGCUCCAACAACAGGAAGAGUUUUCAGAACAUCGCUGCUCGCACUUUGACAAAAAUAAACUGAUGUGAUCCUCUCUCAAACACAUUUUAAGUGUAUGCAAGGUGGUUUUAGGUAAGGCUCAACCUGUUAAUGGUGUAAAUAUUGUAAACUUGGUGUGAAUUCAGUGAAUUUCCAUAUGUCUGCAGGUUUGUACAAACAAGAUCAGCUGGUUGUUACAAUGUUGGAAACUUUAAAAGUCCACAAGUGAGGUGGGAAGGAGUUCAUUAUGGAUUAUGGUCCUGUGUGCUAAACUUACCUGAGUAAUACACUUACUUUCACUUGUAUUUGUCCUGUUUUUUCAAUGUGGACCUAUAUGAAUAUAGAUGCUUUACUUCAGGUUAUGACAGAACUCUCUUUUGACUUUCAUAUAUUAAUUCCUCUGUGAGCUCAUUGAUUCAAAUCACCC